Brienomyrus brachyistius is the source of this 1455-nucleotide messenger RNA. RefSeq names its product chromosome 11 C16orf87 homolog (gene hdip1). The record is from RefSeq and is a predicted model, not a curated record. Lineage: Eukaryota; Metazoa; Chordata; Actinopteri; Osteoglossiformes; Mormyridae. The transcript is spliced from 4 exons. The coding region runs from base 326 to 787 and encodes 153 amino acids.
CGGACACGCAUGCUCUGUAAAGGACAGCGAGACAGAAUAAACGAAAGGCGAAAUUCAUAUAAACCGUCUUUCUUUAUCUCUGGCAAUAUGAGCGAUUGCGCAUGCUCGCUGUUAGGAUAUGGAAAAGACGAAUUUGGGUCUGGCUGGCCGGUUCCAACGCGCAUGGUCAGUGUUUCGGGCUGAUUGAUGUCGCUUUUAUGCGCGUCCGGGAGCCCUGGCUCGGUUCGCAUUUUGCUGGGAGUGCAGCGGGCACAACUUCGGGUGCGAUAUCGGUCGAUUGGGAAAUAUCGGACCUAAGUCGAAAUUUAACAAAGAGAAACAUAGAAUGUCGGCAAAUAAAGCCAAGAAAGUGAAAAUGGCCACCAAAUCAUGCCCCGAAUGUGAUCAACAGAUCCCAGUAGCUUGCAAAUCAUGCCCCUGCGGAUUUGUCUUCAUUAGUCGAAAACUGCUAAACGCAAAAUUAACCGAGAGGGCAUCUCCAGCUAUAGACAAGUUUGACCCUAAGAGGAGGAGGACAGAGCGAAUCCGCAGGGAGAAAAUGAACUCUGCGGCGCCCAUCGACAUGGAGAAUAGGAGGCGAUCCCGGUCCAACAGCCAGUCCGAGCAGAUCCGCAGGGGUCGCGGACGGCCGAAGACAGUCACGCUUAAGAAGCAGGAGGAGGAGAAGGAAAAACAGGACAAAGAGGUGGACAUAUACGCCAAUCUCUCGGAUGAGAAGGCUUUCGUGUUUUCUGUGGCACUGGCUGAGAUCAACAGAAAAAUCCUGGGCCAGAGACUCGUCUUAUAACCGGGAGCCACUCCGGGACAAAACACAGGAUCAGCAUUCCAGGGACUUACGGCAAACUGCGUAGGACCUGAUGGGGUGAACUGUGACCCCCGAAGUGCUUGGGAUGGUUCGGAAUAUUCCUCUGAUAGAUUUAUCUAAGGCUUGGGCAUGAUCCAGGAACUGAAACACACCUGGUUCGCAUGUCUGGAUGAUGUAGAGUAAUUAUAUUUUCAGAAUCUUAACUGACUUUUAUCAAACGGUUCACUGUCUGGAAAGUGUAAAAAUUCUAAAAUGUAUGUUAUAUUCAAAUUAAGCAUAGUGUACAUAUUGUGAAUUCCUCACUGCACCAAAUGGAUGAGUUGGUUAUAAUGGAGGCAAAUGUGGUUCUGUAAUGGGUGGGGAGGGGUGCAAGGGGAAUUGUGGGUAGGAACUCUGGUACUGUAAGUGCAGCUUCAGAAUCGCUCAAAUACAAAAUGAUCUUUUGUUUAUACGCAAAUGAGCUGUAAUACUUGAUGGAUGCCAUGGCGUCACAGCAGGAUUCUGCGCUGCAUGCCUUGCAAAUUGUAUUUAUUGUACUCUCUUAAUUUAAUAACAUAUUUUAUUAAUUUUUUUUGGCGACUCUUUACACUGUAUACAUUAAAGUUUUGAAUAUUCGCCGUGUUGUUCAAAUAAACUGAAUGUUACACUGC